AUGACGUUUCGCGAGAGAUUAUCUCGCAGGCUUAAUGACAGUGUGAGCCCCAUGAGAACAAGACCCCAUUCCCGUAGACUGCGCUCAAGAAGAAACCAGCUAUCGCCGUCUCCCUCGCCUACCCAACCUUACCUAUCCUAUUACGAUAUUCUUCUGACGUACGAAGACAUCAAGGCUCUGAAGCAUGAUUGGCUGACCGAUAACAACAUCGCAUUCUGGGAAGAGUUCUUGGAGCGAGAAGUGCUAGUGAAAUAUCCUCAAGCGCGUAUUGUCCUCUUGCGCCCUUCGAUGACCUUCCUCUUGAUGAAAAAUAAGGACACCGAGAUGGUUCGAUCGGCGCUACCAGAUUUCCGAGGUAUUACUCACAUAUUCCUUCCUAUCAACGACGCGCACAACGUCAGCCAGGCCGAGGGUGGAAGCCAUUGGUCUUUACUUGUCGUGAGCAUCAUUGACGGCGUGGCCUUCCACUACGACUCACUCGAUGGCGUGAACAACAAGGAUGCAUGGGAUGCGUCUAAGAGACUGUCAAGCGUCCUCGGCGUAACCUUGCGCUUCCAUUGCUUAGCCGACUCACCACAGCAAGAGAAUGGUAGCGACUGCGGCGUAUUCGUCUGCAUCGUGAUGCGACAUCUUCUUAUCAAGCGCUUACUAUCUGUCAACGCCGGCGACAAGGUUUCGAUGAGUAUGGCUCAGAAGGCAAUCGAUAGUAUCGGGGCACGUAAGGAAAUGCUCAAGAUAAUUGAAAGUCUGCGCAAGGAAGGCGAACGACGACGGCUCACGCCAAGUAACACACCACCUCGGAUCGAAUAG
This is a messenger RNA of Annulohypoxylon maeteangense, 810 nucleotides long. RefSeq names its product cysteine proteinase. Gene Ontology annotation, biological process: proteolysis. The coding region runs from base 1 to 810 and encodes 269 amino acids. NCBI's taxonomy places the organism in Eukaryota, Fungi, Ascomycota, Sordariomycetes, Xylariales, Hypoxylaceae. Gene Ontology annotation, molecular function: cysteine-type peptidase activity; deNEDDylase activity. The transcript is spliced from 4 exons. The record is from RefSeq and is a predicted model, not a curated record.